This is a messenger RNA of Sinocyclocheilus grahami, 3070 nucleotides long. Its product is annotated as adhesion G protein-coupled receptor L2-like. Lineage: Eukaryota; Metazoa; Chordata; Actinopteri; Cypriniformes; Cyprinidae. Gene Ontology annotation, molecular function: G protein-coupled receptor activity; carbohydrate binding. The transcript has 15 exons. The coding region runs from base 14 to 2980 and encodes 988 amino acids. The record is from RefSeq and is a predicted model, not a curated record. Gene Ontology annotation, biological process: cell surface receptor signaling pathway; G protein-coupled receptor signaling pathway. Gene Ontology annotation, cellular component: membrane.
CAGCCGGGCAGCCAUGCCAUUCGGUCUGGUGAGGCGGGAGCUGUCUUGUGAGGGUUACCCCAUCGACCUCCGCUGUCCAGGAAGUGAUGUCAUCAUGAUCGAGAGUGCCAAUUACGGCCGGACAGACGACAAGAUCUGCGAUGCUGACCCCUUUCAAAUGGAGAACAUCAACUGUUAUCUGCCCGAUGCAUUCAAGAUCAUGUCUCAAAGGUGUAACAACAAAACGCAGUGCAUUGUCAUCACUGGACCAGAUGUUUUUCCUGACCCCUGCCCAGGAACAUAUAAGUACCUUGAAGUCCAGUAUGAAUGUGUUCCCUACAAAGUGGAGCAAAAAGUUUUUGUUUGUCCUGGAACUCUGAAAGCGGUUGGAGAUCCGUCGUUUCUGUAUGAGGCGGAGCAACAAGCGGGGUCGUGGUGCAAAGACCCUCUCCAGGCAGGAGACAAGGCUUAUUUCAUGCCCUGGACCCCUUACAGAACAGACACACUCAUUGAGUACAACUCGCUCGACGACUUUCAAAACUCCCGACAGACCACGACGUACAAACUCCCCCAUCGGGUCGACGGCACUGGAUUUGUGGUAUAUGACGGGGCGGUGUUUUUUAACAAGGAAAGGACACGUAACAUUGUCAAAUUUGACCUGCGGACCAGAAUCAAAAGUGGGGAGGCAAUUAUAAAUAACGCCAAUUAUCAUGACACCUCACCAUACAAGUGGGGUGGGAAAACAGACAUCGAUUUGGCAGUUGAUGAAAACGGCCUUUGGGUGAUCUACGCCACCGAGCAGAACAACGGCAUGAUGGUGAUCAGUCAGCUCAACCCCUACACCCUUCGCUUCGAGGCCACCUGGGAGACCACCUACGACAAGCGGUCGGCCUCCAACGCUUUCAUGAUCUGCGGGGUUCUGUAUGUGGUCCGAUCCACGUACGAAGACAACGAGAGCGAAGUCAGUAAGAGCCUCAUCGACUACAUGUACAACACCAAACUGAACAGAGGCGAAUACGUCGACAUCCACUUCCCCAACCAGUACCAGUACAUCGCCGCUGUGGAAUACAACCCGCGAGACAACCAGCUGUACGUGUGGAAUAACUUCUACAUCCUGCGGUACAAUCUGGUGUUUGGUCCACCUGAUCCAGCUCACGCACCACCUAUCUCAGAGGCAUCCACAACGCCCAAGUUACUAAAACCAACAACCACUACAACCUCCACUGCUCAACCGAGAGGUCAGGUGACUACAGUUACCACUGCAGGCAACAGAGCUGUUAAUAAGACACCCAAAUCACCAGCUGUACUUCCCCAAACCACCACGCCUCCCUCACUGGAGUCUUUCCCUCCACCUGAGCGCUUCUGCGAGAGCGUAGAGCUCAGGGACAUACUGUGGCCGCAGACGCAGAGGGGCAUGCUGGUGGAACGACCCUGCCCCAAAGGAACUCGAGGCACUGCCUCCUACCUAUGUGUUCUCUCCACUGGGACCUGGAACCCAAAAGGCCCAGAUCUGAGCAACUGCACAUCCCACUGGGUGAAUCAAGUCGCACAAAAGAUCCGGAGUGGGGAAAAUGCAGCCAACCUGGCGAACGAGCUGGCCAAACAUACCAAAGGAGCCAUCUUUGCCGGUGACAUUAGCUCUACCAUGAGGCUCAUGGAGCAGCUGGUGGAUAUUCUAGACGCUCAGUUACAGGAACUGCGACCCAGCGAGAAAGACUCCACCGGCCGUAGCUUCAAUAAGCUUCAAAAGCGAGAAAGGACGUGCAGGGCGUAUAUGAAGGCUAUCGUGGAUACAGUCGACAACCUCCUCAGACCGGAGGCUCUGAAAUCGUGGCGAGAUAUGAAUACCACAGAGCAGACGCACGCCGCAACUAUGUUACUGGACACCCUGGAGGAAGGAGCCUUUGUCCUUGCUGACAAUUUAAUGGAACCGGCCAUCGUGAAAGUACCAGCCAGUAAUAUAAUUCUGGAUGUUUACGUGCUGAGCACAGAUGGGCAGGUUCAAGAUUUCAGGUUUCCCCAGAGCGGCAGGAGUGGUAUUUCUAUCCAAUUGUCUUCCAAUACGGUGAAACUCAACAGUCGUAAUGGUGUUGCCAAGUUGGUUUUUGCCCUUUAUAAGAACCUGGGGCAGUUUCUAAGCACAGAGAAUGCGACGAUGAAGCUCGGCCACGAGGCUAACGGACGCAACCUCUCCGUGGCUGUGAAUUCCGACGUCAUUGCCGCCUCAAUAAACAAAGAAUCCAGUCGUGUAUUUAUAUCGGAGCCUGUGAUUUUCACCCUGGAGCACAUCGACAUGCAACAUUACUAUAACUCCAACUGCUCUUUCUGGAACUACUCCGAGAGAACCAUGAUGGGAUACUGGUCCACUCAGGGCUGCAAACUCAUCCACGCCAAUAAAAGUCACACCACCUGCUCCUGUAGUCAUCUCACCAACUUUGCGGUGCUCAUGGCUCAUCGAGAGCUGCUGGGUGCAGAGAAAGUCCAGGAGCUGUUGUUGAGCGUCAUCAGUCGUGUCGGUAUCGUGGUAUCCCUCAUCUGUCUGGCCAUGAGCAUCUUCACAUUCUGUUUCUUCCGUGGGCUGCAGAGUGACAGGAACACAAUCCACAAGAACCUGUGCAUAAACCUUUUCAUCGCUGAGCUCAUCUUCCUCAUCGGAAUCGACAUGACGGAAACCAGGAUGGCCUGCUCCAUAAUUGCAGGAAUCCUGCAUUACUUUUUUCUGGCAUCUUUCACAUGGAUGUGUUUGGAAGGGGUUCAGCUCUAUCUGAUGCUGGUGGACGUCUUCGAGAGUGAAUAUUCACGCAGGAGGUAUUUCUACAUGGCGGGAUACCUCCUCCCUGCUGUGGUCGUGGGCGUUUCCGCUGCUGUAGACUACAGAAGCUACGGGACCAAGAAAGCAUGUUGGCUCAGGAUGGACAAUCACUUCAUCUGGAGUUUCAUCGGACCCGUCACCUUCGUUAUUAUGGUGCGUUCGGUAUCUACUGACCUUCACGUGGCUUAAGAUUGUAUAUGGCAUGUACAUGAGUGUGUGUGAUUGAGUGCUGAAUACAUGCAUCAGGUGAAAGAACAGAAUAAGACUGUGUCUCAGAGU